UAAACCUUUUUGGAAGACAAAGUUCUCAACAUUGCUUUUCCCCCUCUCCCAUUAUUCUCUGAUCUGGUCUCUCUCCCUUCAAACAUGAAAAUAUGUAAUGCCAAUAAAAACGGAAUAUUUGAAUAGAAACACCACCAGUUCUUCAAAUGUCUUUGUUUUUACUUAUACUGUAUACCCUCUACUACCUUCAUAAAUGCAUGAACGAACUUUUACAGAUAAAUUUGCAUAAAGUUAUUGGAUCUCUUUUUGGGAUGGUGAUAUUGCUAAACAGUCCAUCUAAAAGAAACAAAUCUGCAUGAGAACAGGAAACAGGUGGUUUUGGAUCAAAUGAGCCCUAUGUACCAUAUUGAGAAAGUGCACAAAUAUCCUCUGUCUACUGCUCUUGUCUGUCAUGUUAUACUACAGUUGACUGCAGAAAGCAAGUGGUUCAAAUCACCUGAGGAAGGCAGCAUUGAUAAGGCAAAAUGGAUGUAAUUGGAGUGUCACGUUCAGGAAGGGUGAGAAAGAAACCAACAACGUUAAAAGACUUUGAGUCUCCAUAUGAUGUCAGAGUGAAGCGUAUAGCAGGCAGUCCCCCAAAUUUCCUUGGAAGAGGAAAGAAGCUGAGCUAUCCCACAAAUAACGAUGAUGAAACAAAUGGGAGUAUUGAAUAUGAUAUGUACAAUGUGAUAUAUGAACCGUCAAAAGUUAGUUAUUGGAAAGAUGAUGACAAUGGAGAUGAGGAUGCUAUAGAUGCUCAGGACUUGCAUAAUGCUGAUAAAAUUGAUCCACUGCUGCUUGAAAAUGCCAUUACAGAUGCACCAAUGGAAAAUUCAGAUAGUAACUUGGAUAGUGAAGUGCAAGCUGGAUCUCUUGAUACUAUUGUAGAUGAUUUAAUUGAAGUUAAGGAUGAACCUUUGGAAAUAGAUUUUUUGAGGUAUUAUAAAACUGAUGAGGAGGAUAUUGCUGAUGAAGAUGAGGAUAGGUUUGAGGAUGACCCUUUGCGUUUAGAUAAUGAGCCAGAGUUUAUACCAGUGGACACAUCAGAUUACAGCCAGAUUGAGUCAAUGAACCUACUAGCGAAUACAGGGAGGAAUGACUCCAUGACAAAAGAUAUCCCAGUUAUACAUAAGAGAAAGCUGAAGGAGCCAGGGAAAACAGUAUGGACAGGCUAUAGAUUGUGGGCCAAGGAAGCCAGGUCAGAUAUUUUAAAGACCAGCCCAAAUAUGGACUUUGCUGAUUUGAACAGAAAGCUGGGAAUGAUGUGGUCAUUGCUCUCAGCAACCAGAAAAUAUAACUGGAAACGGAGAGCAAGAAGGUUUACCGAGAAGGAAAACUCCAGUCUUCCCACAUCUCUCAGACACUCACCGGACACCUCCUAUGUCACAGCAGGAGAGCAGAAUUCAGUUUUUAUGGAAAUGGAGGAUGUUGCAAAUGCAGAAAAUGGGAAUCCUAUAUCUACUGCAAUCAGAAGGACAGUACCCUCUCUAAACUUUGUGGAUCAAGGAUUUCAACAACAUUAUUAUUGUUAGUGAAAAGGAGAAAAUUAUCCUGAGGACGAAUGCAGGAAACAAAGA
Penaeus chinensis is the source of this 1556-nucleotide messenger RNA. RefSeq names its product HMG box-containing protein 4-like. Lineage: Eukaryota; Metazoa; Arthropoda; Malacostraca; Decapoda; Penaeidae. The coding region runs from base 465 to 1511 and encodes 348 amino acids. The transcript is spliced from 12 exons. The record is from RefSeq and is a predicted model, not a curated record.